AUGGACCGCCCGAGGGCGAAGAGCGUGGACGCGCAGAGGUUCGAGCCGCGGGGAGGGGAACUGGUAGUCCUGCAGCAGGUGCCGAAGUCUUGCCUCACCCCGCUCGACAAGCUCAUCGCAGAUUUCCAGGGCCGCGUGGGCAUUGUCCGCAGGGCUUGCGCCGACACCCGGAGGACCACCGCCGCGUGCGGCGAGGGGGAGUGGGAGCUGCCGAGCGACGAGGGCAGCGACGCGGAGGACGGCGCCGUGCGGAGGUGGAGCGCGCGCCUCGCGCUGCCACCCGUGGACGACCUCCAGGACGGCGCAGCGCGGAGGCGGAGCGCGCGCCUCGCGCUGCGCCCCCUGGGCGACCUCCAGCGCGACUUCUGCUCGCGCACGCCGGUCGUUGCCGCGGGCAGCGCGGCGGGGGCAGGUCCGAGGAGCUCGGCGCCGCAGGCGGGCGCGGCGCGCACCGGCGCAUUAGUGAAGGUGGUCCAGCACAAGGGCUUCGGCUUCAUCCUGCCGGACGGUGCGCAGGUGGCGGACGUGUUGCUCCAUUGUUCCCAGCUUGCAAGGGACGGGUUCCGGGACAUGCACGUGGGCAUGCGCGUGCGGUAUGUGGAGGAGACGGACGUCCGAACUGGCAAGCGGCGCGCCAAGACUGCGGCGGUGAUAGAGCAGGAAGGGCCAAGGGGCGCCACGACCGGCGUGGCGCUCGGCGACGCGGCAGGCGCCAGCUACAGCAGGGAUGAACUCCUGAGAGCCUUUGCGAGAAUCGGGCGGUCAUCCACGGGGUCAUCCCGCUGCAUGUUCUCGGUCAUCCGGGUUCCGCAGGCUCGUUCGUCCGAGAGCGACAGUUGCAGCAGCAGCAGCUCGGGCAGCGCUGGGGAGCACCAGUGGUCAUCUGGCGACUACCACGCGAGCUUCGACGACGAGUACCUCAUCGGGAAGUUGGAGGAGCGCCUCUCGAAGGAGUCUGGCUUCGACGACAUGAACGAAGAGACUUUCGGAGAGAGCAGCGGCUGGUCGUUCGAGGAGGCGGUGGCCGCCAACGCGAAGCUGGCCGCCACCCUGCCCUUCGGCCUGGGCGCCGCGGCGCUCGCCACCGCGCAGGAGGCAGAGAAGCACUGGGUCUCUACGCUGGCGAGCAGCACUACUGGCAGCGGCUCCAGCGCCGCCGGCUGCAGCCCCGGCGGGUCCCGCGACGAGAGCCCCGCGGGCAGCCCGGCGUUACGCGCGGCGAGGGGCGAGGAGGCCGUGCCGCUCUACGUGAUCGCGGGCCUGCAGCUCCAGUAG
Molecule: messenger RNA, 1275 nt
Organism: Prorocentrum cordatum
Lineage: Eukaryota; Dinophyceae; Prorocentrales; Prorocentraceae
Source: the annotation of a GenBank genome assembly